Molecule: messenger RNA, 1770 nt
Organism: Lactuca virosa
Lineage: Eukaryota; Viridiplantae; Streptophyta; Magnoliopsida; Asterales; Asteraceae
Source: the annotation of a GenBank genome assembly
UGUUUUUAUAUUUUAAGCCUAUAUAGGUUAGUGGAUUUAUGGUUAUGUGUUUGCCCCCCCCAUGAUAUUUUGGCAUCUGAGAUUCAUCGUGCUCUGUUUUUAAUCAAAUUACUAUAUUGCCCCCAUUCGAUUCUUUUGUUCUUUUUUGUUAUGAAUCAAUCAGAUUGUCUUUGUAAGCAUGGAUGAUAAAUUUAUCAUAUUACUAUAUUGCCUCCAUUAUCUUUUGGCAUCUUAGAUUCAUCUUGCUCUGUUGUUAAUCGAUAUGAUAAAUGUGUCAUAUUACUAUAAUGACAACUUCAAUAUGAAAACAACCCGCUUUGUUGAAAUUGUCAAGUGUAAGAUACUUCUUGGGCAUUUAGUAAAUUGGAAAUUUCUUGGAAACUCACAUCUCUCUAUACAUGGUUCAUUUCUUUGAGGUGCUCAAACCACAUACAUUCAAAUCUCAAACUAAUUAACUCAUCGAUGGCAUCUUUACCAUCAUCUUCUUCUUUAGCUCCGGUCUGUUCUUCUCAGUCAUGGAAGUACCAUGUUUUUCUUAGUUUUAGAGGAGAAGAUACUCGUAAGACUUUUGUGGGUCACCUCUACACAGCUCUCGAACAACAAGGGAUCCACACUUACAAAGAUGAUGAAACACUCCCUAGGGGCGAAUCAAUUGGUACAUCUCUAAUGAUGGCUAUUGAAGAAUCACAAAUCGCCGUCAUUAUAUUCUCUAAAAACUACACAAGUUCUUCAUGGUGCUUAGAUGAACUUGUACAUAUCAUGAAAUGCAAGGAUACAAGAGGCCAAAUUGUGAUGCCCGUAUUUUAUGAUGUUGAUCCUUCCGAAGUUCGAAAACAAAAAUGUGAAUACGGAAAAGCAUUUGUGAAACAUGAGUUGGAGAACAACAAGAAGAAGGUUGAAUCUUGGAGAAAAGCACUUGUGGAUGCAGCCAACAUUUCUGGAUGGGAAACUGAGCACAUUGCCAAUGGGCACGAGUCAAAAUGCAUCAAAAAUAUUGUUGACACAAUUUCACAUAGAUUGCAUCCAGUAACUUUAAGUGUGGAUGACAACCUGGUUGGAGUAGAGUCCCGCAUGCAACAUUUGAUACCAAAGUUAAAAAUCAGGUCAGGUGGUGUGCGGAUGAUUGGAAUAUGGGGGGUUGGGGGUGGUGGUAAGACAACUCUUGCCUCUUCUGUUUAUGAUGAAAUCUCCAGCAAGUUUGAUGGUUGCUGCUUUGUAAAACAUAUUCGGGAGGAAUCAAGUAAUAAAGAUGGUUUGGAAAGACUGCAAGAAAAAAUUCUUUAUGGUGUUCUGAAACAGAAGCAAGUGGAGGUAGGGAGAGUUGAAGAAGGAAGACGCAUGAUAAGGGAUAGAUUACAACAUAAAAAGGUGUUGAUUGUUCUUGAUGAUGUUGACAAAGUUGAGCAACUAGAAGAGUUAGUAGGAUCACGUGAUUGGUAUGGUGAAGGAAGCCGAAUCAUAAUCACAACAAGAGAUGAGCAUGUAUUAACUGCACACAAAGUAGAUGUGAUACAUAAUAUGAGCUUGUUAGAUGAUGAUGAGGCUAUGAAGCUCUUUUGCAAGCAUGCACCUUGUGGUCACAAACCUUUAGAAGAUUACGAGCUUCUUUCAAAAGACAUGGUUUCUUAUGCUGGUGGGCUCCCAUUAGCACUUAGAGUUCUCGGUCGUUUUCUAUGUGACAAAGAGAUGGAUGAGUGGAGGAGUGCCUUGGAUAGAUUGAAAGAAAUUCCAGAGACUGAUAUUCUUGAUAAGUUAAAAAAUCAGCUUUGA